Messenger RNA from Fraxinus pennsylvanica, 1614 nucleotides. Lineage: Eukaryota; Viridiplantae; Streptophyta; Magnoliopsida; Lamiales; Oleaceae. The record is from the annotation of a GenBank genome assembly.
AUGUUAUCCUCUGCCCACGCGCCUCGUCUGGUCCGCUCCCCUAGCCACCGUCUCCGACCUAUCAAUAGCCUCCACACCGCCCAAUCCUCACCCCUUCCCACCACCGCCACCGAAUCCUCCCAAAUCCUCACUAUCCGCAAAUCCCUCUUGACAAAGCAGACUACUGCCGUCGACCUUGCCCAGUCCUUCCUCGACCGCAUCCGCCGCACCGAGCCCCAUUUGAAAAGCUUCCUUUAUGUCUCUCCUGAUGAUGCCAUCUUGAAACAGGCCGAUGAAUUGGAUAAUAAGAUUAAGAACAAUGAGCAGCUGGGUCCACUUGCUGGGGUUCUGGUUGGAAUUAAGGAUAAUAUCUGUACUUCCGAUAUGCCCUCGACUGCGGGGUCGAGGAUAUUGGAAAAUUAUCGUCCGCCAUUUGAUGCCACGGCGGUGAGGAAGUUGAAAGAUUCUGGGGCUAUUGUUGUUGGAAAGACGAAUUUGGAUGAGUUUGGUAUGGGGAGUACUACAGAAGGCUCUGCUUAUCAAGUGACAGCAAAUCCUUGGGAUUUGUCACGGGUCCCAGGAGGAUCAUCAGGGGGCUCGGCUGCUGCUGUUUCUGCUAGACAAUGUGUGGUAUCAUUGGGAAGUGAUACUGGUGGAAGUGUUAGACAACCAGCAGCCUUUUGUGGUGUUGUCGGAUUGAAGCCAACAUAUGGACGUGUUUCUAGAUAUGGGCUUGUGGCAUAUGCAUCUUCUUUGGAUGUUAUUGGAUGCUUUGGUUCAUCUGUCGCAGAUGCAGGGAUUCUCCUUCACACAAUUUCUGGUUAUGAUAAGUUUGAUUCCACCAGUAGUAAGCGAGAAGUACCAGACUUCACAUCCCAGUUUGCUGGAAAAGAUUACUUGGAAUCCAAACCCUUGAAAGGACUGAGAGUUGGUGUGAUCCGUGAAACAUUUGGUGAUGGGGUUGAUCCAGAAGUAAUCUCUUCAGUUCGUGGUGCUGUUACUCAUUUGGAAGAACUAGGGUGCUUUGUGUCAGAGGUCUCAUUGCCAUCAUUUUCCCUCGGGUUACCGGCAUACUAUGUCCUUGCAUCGUCUGAAUCAUCUUCUAAUUUGUCUCGCUAUGAUGGAAUUAGAUAUGGAAACCAGGUAUUGGGAGACGAACUUAAUUCUCUUUAUAGCCAUUCCCGUGCCCAAGGUUUUGGCUCUGAGGUGAAAAUGAGAAUUCUAAUGGGUACAUAUGCUCUUUCUGCUGGUUAUUAUGAUGCGUUUUACAAGCGUGCACAGCAGGUGAGGACCAUAAUUCGAGACAGCUUCAGGGCAGCCUUGGAGAAAAAUGAUAUUCUGAUAUCACCUGCAUCUCCAUCUGUUGCUUAUAAGAUUGGUGAGAAGAAAGAUGAUCCAUUGGCCAUGUAUGCUGGAGAUAAAAUGACUGUCAAUGUGAACUUGGCUGGGCUGCCUGCUCUGGUUUUACCAUGUGGUUUUGUUGAAGGGGGAUCCACUGUCCUGCCUGUUGGUUUUCAAAUGAUUGGAGCAGCAUUUGACGAGGAGAGGUUGCUUAAAGUAGGCCAUAUCUUCGAACAGACUCUUCAGGGUUCCUCUGCCGUCCCUCCGUUGGUAGCAGAGGAAUUGACACGCUAA